AUGGAUCUGCUUCCUAGAGCCCCAACAAAGAUGACAGUGCAAGAUGUUCCUCGUGCCUUUCCCACAGUGGAUGUCCCAGAUCAUGCCCAUUAUACAAUUGGAGUUGUCAUCCUUAUAGUGGGGAUUACAGGAACUCUGGGUAAUUUCCUGGUCUUCUAUGCUUUCUGCAGGAGUAGGAGCCUUCAGACUCCAGCCAACAUACUCAUCAUCAAUCUAGCUAUUAGUGACUUCCUGAUGUCCAUUACACAGUCUCCAGUUUUUUUCACCAGCAGCCUCUACAAACACUGGAUUUUUGGUGAGAAAGGCUGUGAGCUGUAUGCCUUCUGCGGAGCUCUUUUUGGCAUUACAUCUAUGAUCACUUUGAUGGUGAUUGCCUUGGACAGAUAUUUUGUCAUCACUAAACCUCUCGCUUCUGUUGGAGUGACGUCAAAGAAGAAGGCCCUAAUAAUCCUGGUAGGAGUCUGGCUGUACUCUUUGGCUUGGAGUCUCCCACCCUUCUUUGGAUGGAGUGCAUAUGUUCCUGAGGGUUUGCUGACUUCCUGCUCCUGGGACUACAUGACUUUCACACCAUCAGUCCGUGCCUACACGAUGCUGCUUUUCUGCUUUGUCUUUUUCAUUCCUUUGAUUGCUAUCAUAUACAGCUAUGUCUCUAUCUUUGAGGCUAUCAAGAAGGCCAACAAAUCUAUUCAGACAUUUGGAUGCAAACGUGGGAAUAGAGAGUUCCAGAAACAGUAUCAGAGGAUGAAAAAUGAGUGGAAGAUGGCCAAAAUUGCACUGAUCGUCAUCUUGUUUUUUGUCAUUUCCUGGUCACCAUACUCUGUUGUUGCUCUGGUAGCUUUUGCUGGGUAUUCCCACGUCCUAACACCCUUCAUGAACUCCAUACCAGCUGUGAUUGCCAAAGCUUCUGUCAUCCAUAACCCCAUCAUUUAUGCCAUCACUCAUCCCAAAUACAGAAGAGCCAUUGCAACAUAUGUUCCUUGCCUUGGACCCCUACUGAGAGUUUCUCCUAAAGACUCACGGUCCUCCAGCAGUUACCACUCCUCCAGACGAGCGACUGUAACCAGCCAGUCUUCUGAGACAAGUGGGCUGCAGAAAGGAAAAAGGAGACUGUCUUCUCUCUCUGACAGUGAAUCAGGCUGUACUGAAACAGAAACUGAUACUCCCAGUAUGUUCUCCAGACUUGCCAGAAGACAAAUUUCCUACGAAACAGAUAAAGACACAACUCAGAAUAGUGACAUAAGAGCCAAACUGACAAGCCAGGAUUCUGGGAAUUGUGGGAAGACAGCUGUAGAUGCUGAUGACAUAUUGAUGGUGGAACUGAAUGCCACAGAGUACAUGACUACACCUACUCAAACAUCUAAAACAUGCAGCUUGGAGGAAAUCAAGAAAAGGGUGAGCCUGAAAAGUAUUGGACAAAGAAAAGGAGAGUCUCACCAGGUACCAUCUUCAGUCAAGAUACCCAGUAUUACAAUAACAUGCAGCAGUGUCCAAGGAGCAGAGCUGCCUUCUACAUACAACUCUGGUUUCCUGCACCCUAAAUCCAGCAGUCACAAGCAGAACAAGAAGUCCAGCAGUUAA
Molecule: messenger RNA, 1578 nt
Organism: Melospiza georgiana
Lineage: Eukaryota; Metazoa; Chordata; Aves; Passeriformes; Passerellidae
Gene: OPN4
Product: opsin 4
Exons: 12
Coding region: 1-1578 (525 amino acids)
Biological process (GO): visual perception; G protein-coupled receptor signaling pathway
Cellular component (GO): membrane
Molecular function (GO): G protein-coupled receptor activity
Source: RefSeq, a predicted model, not a curated record